This is a messenger RNA of Zygosaccharomyces rouxii, 2829 nucleotides long. It is a transcript of the gene SYP1, whose product is annotated as Syp1p. The transcript has a single exon. NCBI's taxonomy places the organism in Eukaryota, Fungi, Ascomycota, Saccharomycetes, Saccharomycetales, Saccharomycetaceae. The record is from RefSeq and is a predicted model, not a curated record. Gene Ontology annotation, cellular component: endocytic vesicle; cytoplasm; cell division site. Gene Ontology annotation, biological process: septin cytoskeleton organization. Bases 1 to 2829 code for a protein of 942 amino acids.
AUGUCUCAAGAAAGGACCAAGUAUGCUGAUAGCAUACUGACAACCAAGGGACCGUAUGAAGCAAGUGAAACUGUAAGGAUUCGUCUUUCACAGGCGAAAUUAAUCAAUAAGAAUUUCUACUUAUUCUUCAAGGAGAUUGCCAAUCUGAAGAAAUCUUAUACGCAGCAGUUGAGGAAAAUUAUUGACGAUAACGAGGAUUUGAACAAAAUUUUAAAGAGUCAGAUGUUAGAAACCAAGGUUCUUACUGAACAAGAGAUGGGUAAUUUCAAUUUUGAGUCAUUAGGGGAUUUGGAAUCUAUUUGGCUUGCCAUUGUUGAUGAAUUGAAAGCAGAUUUAAGAGCUUCCUCUGAAUUUUGUAACACCUUAGAGGAAGAAGUUAUUGGGGGAUUGGAAAGAGCCAAUGAAAAUGAUCAUAGAUGGUCACAAUCUAAGAAAAUGCAUUCGAAUCUGAGUCAAGUGGCGGCCAAUAUCGAUUAUUUGGUGAGGACCAACGAUCGUGAUGGUAAAUUAGACGAGUUGAGUAAGCGUUGGGAUACGCAAGGACCCAUGCUAUUCGAACUUUUCGAAACCAUUGAUCAUGAUCGGUUAGCAACUUUAAAGAAAUGCGCAUUAAGGUAUCAAACCGGUUACGGUGACUACAUUUUGAGUACUUCUAAGCAGAGUGAAGAAUCCAUGGAAAAAUUUUUAGAAUUCGACCCUGAUGUGGAAAUUGAUAGGUUUGCUCGUGAAGCAAGUAGGUACAGUUUUCAACCUACACCAGUAGCGGUUGAUGGAGCAAGCCCAAGUCCAAGUCCCGCUGGUGGUAACCGUGAAAAGAGAAAGAGCGUAUUUGGCACUGUCGGUAAUAUUGGUCACAGAUUUACUUCCCAAUCUACGGGCAAUACAGUUUUACAUCACGAUUUGAAUAACGACGAAUUUUCUGAUGGUGCCAACAGCGGAUCUUCUUCUGGGCCCGGAACUACCGGGAAAAAGCCUCAGAGUAAACUGAGAUCUAAGGUGGGCUCUAUCUUUGGUAAGGGAAAACUAAGAUCCAGAAGGAAUUCCGAAAUGGGUGGACCUCAACAGUCUUCCAUUAUUCAUGAACCUUCAGAUGACGAAUACUCCCUUAGAAGGUCUGGUUCUGCGACCCAUGCUAGAGAUACUCUACGGGAUAACGGUGGAGAUGCUGGUCCUAGAGCAGCUGACUUUAAUAAGGACGAUGAUACCCGCGGCUCUUACUUUGAUGGUGUUGGUGCCGGUGGUGCCGGUAGCGGCAGUGAUACUAGGACCGCACCUGGUGGAGCCGUUCCUGGCGGAGCGGUCCCUGAAUCUACGGGAUCUGGUUAUUACCAACCACCAAAUUCCACAGUUUCAGGUUCUUACGCAGAACCUACUCCAGCUGCGACAGCUGCCAGCAAUUUAAACACCAGUAGUUAUGGAACAACGGAUACAAUGAAUUCUCCUAACAUGACACAGGCUCCCACGAGACCACUAGAUAGGCAAGAACCACAACGAUCUCAUCAACAGAUUUAUGAUCCUCCUCAGCAAAAUAUGGGCGUCUUGAGGCCCAAUUCCAACAAUGCUGCUCCACUAAAUAACGUUAAAGCACCUACGCUACCACCUGUAAGAAACGGUUCUAUUGAUCCAAUGAAUAGAAACUCUGCUACAACAGAAAACAGAACGUCUGUUAGUGGUCUUGGUGCAAGCGGCCCUGUGGUUGGUGGUCUCGAUGGUUCAGAUGUACCAUCUAGCUUUCCCCGUCAAGGUCCCAUUAACAACAAUUUUGCUCCUGCUAAUUCCGCAGGCCAAGGUGCCCCAAAUUUAGGUGGAAACAUUGACCAAGGUUCCGUCCCACUUUCCAGCAACGCAGGUAGCGCUGGUUUACCAAUCAACAAUAUUGCUUCACCUGAGAUGGUCAGUUCUGCAGAAGGUACCAGAGAAAGUGCAAAUAACUUGUUAAGAUCACAGGUGACUGGUGAUCUGACCGUUUUAAACCCACAAGUGACUGGCCCUUCUACAUCUACAAAAGGGCAAAACGUUUUCCAGCACUCUUCUCUCGAGGGUACCUCUGCCUAUGGUCUUAAUGCAAGUAUUGCAGAAGUGAUCAGUUGUACUUUCAGGGAAGGUAUUGUGGUGGAUUCACAAUUAAUCGGUGAAUUGGCUCUUAAUUACGUCUCCAACACUGCUAUGAACACACCGUUACCUAUUGAAAUUAAUCUAAAGAUCGAUAAAGCCAACAAUUUCUCUAAGAUGGUCUUAAACCAAGCUUUCAUCCAGCGUACAGAGGCAGAGUUCUUUAAAGUCAACCCAUUAUUCAUUGAUGGCAGAACUUUAGGGGCCGUGAAAUACUCCAUGGACAAUCCAUCACCACCAGUAACCAUUCAACCGGUUUGGAGGUUUGAACCACACCAAGCAAGUGUAGUUCUAACCAUUAAAUUCUCCCCUUCGGUACCAUUGGAAGUUAAUAAGUUAGUUUUGGAAGAUGUAGCAGUAUUUGUCUCCAUUGCAGGCGCCGAGACCAAUAGCGCUUUAUCAAAACCACAAGGUUCCUUUAGCAAAGAAAAGAAGAGGAUUGCAUGGAGAUUUAAGGAACCAUUAGUGCUACAUAGGAAUGGCGAAGAAAGGUUAAUUGCCAGAUUUAUUACUGAUCGUACUGCAUGCGAAUCUGAGAAUGGUGUCUCUACGAAAUUCAUCAUUCGCGGACAGGGUCCACGCGAAGGUGACAUUGGUAGCGGAAUCUCAUUAAGAGCACAAGAUUUAGAUGAAAACAAUCCUUUUGGAGGUCCGUGGGAUCUUGUGAACUGUACAAGAACUUUGACUGCAGGCAACUACUACGGUCUUUCUCAAUGA